This is a messenger RNA of Cynocephalus volans (Philippine flying lemur), 2301 nucleotides long. It is a transcript of the gene ZNF662, whose product is annotated as zinc finger protein 662. The coding region runs from base 237 to 1697 and encodes 486 amino acids. The record is from RefSeq and is a predicted model, not a curated record. Gene Ontology annotation, biological process: regulation of DNA-templated transcription. The transcript is spliced from 5 exons. Lineage: Eukaryota; Metazoa; Chordata; Mammalia; Dermoptera; Cynocephalidae.
CGGAGGGCGGCAGCCUCAGCCUACCGGGCGCGGAGGUGCGGCCGGCGCAGAGCUGGGGAAGCCGGCCCUGGGGCUGGCGGGGCUGGCGGGUCCUGGAGCUUGGAGCCUGGGGCUUGCCCGGGUGGCUACCGGGCGCGAGGCGCUGUGUCAGGCCCGCCAGGGCCUGGAGCGCCCCUCCCCGACCCUGGGCAGUCCCUGGGCCCGGGGCACGUUCCCCGUGUCUGGUGGCCCGGGUCAUGGCGGUCGCGUCCCUGGAGAGAGGGGCACUUCCCGGCCCUGUCCUCGAGCUGCUGCCGGGACUGCCCGCACCGGACCGGGCGCGCCCGGAGUCAGUGACCUUUGAGGAUGUGGCCAUCUACUUCUCUGAGAAUGAAUGGACUGGCCUGGCCUCUGCUCAGAGGACUAUGUACAGGGACGUGAUGCUGGAGAAUUAUGAGGCUGUGGCUUCCCUGGCAUUUCCAUUUCCCAAACCGGCUCUGAUUUCCCAGCUGGAGCGAGGAGAAGCACCCUGGUGCUCAGCUCCUCGGGGAGCUCCGGAUGGAGAGGACCCGAGGGGCCCCUCAGGAAAUCUCUUUCUUAAGCCUGCUGGGAUCUCCCAUCUUGAGCAGGUGGAAGAGGCAUUGAACCUGAAACUGCAAGGAGAGGGUCCAAGACUAAUUUGUUCUGAGAGUGUGCUGACGAGUGAGAAAGAAGAUUUUAUUAUGAAGGAGGAAAUUUUUGAGGAAGCACAGGACCUCAUGGUGUUAUCAAGUGGACCACAGUGGUGUGGCUCCCAGGAAUUCUGGUGUGGAAAAACCUGUAAAGAGGAGAAAAGCAGGUUAGGGAGAUGGCCUGGCUACCUCAAUGGGGGACGUGUGGAGAACACUACUAAUGAUAUUAUAGAAGUGACUGUCAAGGAUGAGAUGAUCUCAGUAGAAGAGAGUUCAGAGAAUACUGAUGUCAAUACCCACCUUGGUGUACAUCAGAAAAUUCUAAGUGAGCAGGUAUUCUAUAUAUGUGAAGAAUGUGGCAAGUGUUUUGAUCAAAAUGAAGACUUUGAUCAACAUCAGAGAACUCAUAAUGGAGAAAAGGUCUAUGGAUGUAAGGAAUGUGGGAAAGCUUUCAGUUUUAGAUCACAUUGCAUUGCACAUCAGAGAAUUCACAGUGGGGUAAAACCCUAUGAAUGUCAAGAAUGUGCUAAAGCCUUCGUUUGGAAGUCAAACCUGAUUCGGCACCAGAGAAUACAUACUGGCGAGAAACCCUUUGAAUGUAAAGAAUGUGGGAAGGGCUUUAGUCAGAACACAAGCCUUACACAACAUCAGCGUAUCCACACUGGGGAGAAACCAUACACAUGUAAAGAAUGUGGGAAAAGCUUUACUCGAAACCCAGCCCUUCUUCGACAUCAGAGAAUCCACACUGGGGAGAAGCCUUACGAAUGUAAGGACUGUGGGAAAGGCUUCAUGUGGAACUCAGAUCUUGCUCAGCACCAGAGGGUCCACACUGGGGAGAAGCCUCAUGAAUGUACUGACUGUGGGAAAAGCUUCAUUUGCAAGGCACACCUUAUCCGACAUCAGAGAAUCCAUACUGGGGAAAGACCUUAUAAAUGUAAUGACUGUGGGAAGGCCUUCAGUCAGAAUUCUGUCUUGAUUAAGCACCAGAGGCGCCAUGCUAGAGAGAAACCCUAUAACUAUCAGACCUCUCACCUUCUUGAACAUUAGGGAAUGUGUAAUGGUGAUACUUGUUUAUAAUUCUUAUGUUACAGGAACCCCAGAGACAAAAUGAGAUGACCUUCCACAAUUUGUUAUAACCAGAAUUAUCUUGUCCCUUCUGAACAGAUACCAUUACUCUAGCAAAACUGGUCUGCCUGUUCCACCAUAUUCAUGCUAGGCCCAAUUUAUUUGAGCAUCUACUGUGUCUCAGGUUCUGUGCUAACGACUUUACAUACAUUCUUUAAUUUUCAUAACAAUCCUAUUAAGGUAGGUAGUCUUCUCCCCAGUUUACAAAUGAGAACUCUGAGGUUGAAAGAGAUUAUAAAAUUCAUUCAAGGUCACUCAGCUAGUAAGUUUUAGAGUUGAGAUUGGAGCCAGGCUUACCUGACUCCAAACUCUACUGUUCUUUAUUUAAUUGUAUGUAUUUGUGCCUCUACCCAUUUUUAUCUGCUCAUGUUUUACUGGGCUUUUAGUUUACCUUCAUUAUGUAAGACCCAGCUUCUUCAACUAAGCAGACCUCUCUUCUUCUUCUACUUGUAAUCAGUACCAUCUAAGUUAGUAUUUAUUUGCUGUCUUAUAUUUUUCUAAUAGUCUCAUGUCUCUUAGUCUUGAC